Molecule: messenger RNA, 911 nt
Organism: Sphaeroforma arctica JP610
Lineage: Eukaryota; Ichthyosporea; Ichthyophonida
Exons: 4
Coding region: 155-682 (175 amino acids)
Biological process (GO): neuron projection development; dopaminergic neuron differentiation
Cellular component (GO): endoplasmic reticulum
Source: RefSeq, a predicted model, not a curated record
GUGUUAUGAGAGAUCGUUUGGCUUCGGACCCUCUUCAGUCUACUGUAGCAUAUAUAAAUGGAACGCGCUCUAUAGCGCUAAUCACAUAUACUUUGUCACCAAAUAGUUAGUUCUCUUCGUUAUCCACACUCCAGCAACCCUAUUAUAAUACAGUAUGAUGUCUGUAUGCCGUUCUGUAUGCAUGUUAGUCGCCGUGUGCGUGCUGCUGCUUGUCUCCGUCGCCGACGCAAAACUGAAGGAAGGAGAGUGUGAUGUCUGCAUCGGAAGUUUGACAAAGCUUAAAUCCGAAGUUACAAGUGAGCAGAAGAAAACAGUGGACAGUUACGAAACCUACAUAAAGGAAUGGUGUGAAGCGCAUCCCCAUGGAAACAAGGAAGAAAGAUUUUGCUAUCUCAUCGGUGGGUUGGAGGCCAGUGCAACUAAGACGAUUAAGGAUGUGUCUGUACCUCUACACAACAACCUACCGCCAGCCCGUAUCUGCGAGAAGCUCAAGAAGACCAACUCGGCCAUCUGCGAGCUUGCUUACGACAAGGAAAUCGAUCUGUCGAACCCAGCCAAGCUGAAGAUCAAGGAGCUGAAGAAGGUACUUGCCAACUGGGGCGAGAAGUGCAACGGCUGCGCCGAGAAAGCUGACUUCGUGAAGAUGGUCAACGAUCUGAAGCACAAGCACACCGAACUAUAAAUAGCGCAGCGCUUUAGUCCUGCUUCGUGGGGCGUAAGGACGACUGCGGGAUUUUGACGUCUGGGAGAAAACGGAGACAUGAAUGUAGUUGCAUCGUUCAUGCAGUUGCUUGCUAGUUUGCCAUAUUGCAUGGACGCUGACUUGCCUAGCCAUGGUGGCGAUUGUUCCACCACGAAUUUAAAUUGCGGUUAAUAAAAAAACAAUCGAGCAAUAUCGUUCUGCAAAUGUG